UCCCAACCCGUCUGUGCAGCGGGGGGAGCUGGUGCUGCAGCCCCCCCACCCUUUCCCAUCCAAGCCCCAUAAAUAGCAGCAGAACCGGAGCAGAGCGGAGCCGGUGCCAGCGGCUGGAGCAGCAAGGAGUCAGGGCCAGGGCCGGAGCCAGAGAGAGGAGAACGACUGCGAGCCCAGUGACAUGUCGGACCCUGAGAUGUCAUGGGUGCCUGAGCCCCCAACCAUGACGUUGGGGGCCUCCCGGGUGGAGCUUCGAGUAUCCUGCCAUGGCCUCUUGGACCGGGACACACUGGCCAAGCCCCACCCCUGCGUGCUGCUCAAGCUGUACUCUGAUGAACAGUGGAUAGAGGUAGAGCGCACGGAGGUGCUUCGCUCCUGUUCCAGCCCUGUCUUCUCCCGGGCACUGGCCCUCGAAUACUUUUUUGAAGAGAAGCAGCCCUUGCAAUUCCACGUGUUUGAUGCUGAGGAUGGAGCUACCAGCCCCAGCAAUGACACCUUCCUUGGUUCUACAGAGUGCACCUUGGGCCAGAUUGUGUCACAAACCAAGGUCACUAAGCCAUUACUGCUGAAGAAUGGGAAAACGGCCGGCAAGUCCACAAUCACGAUUGUGGCCGAGGAGGUAUCCGGUACCAAUGACUAUGUACAACUUACCUUCAGAGCCCAAAAGCUGGACAACAAGGAUCUGUUCAGCAAGUCCGACCCUUUUAUGGAAAUCUAUAAGACCAAUAGGGACCAGAGUGACCAGCUGGUCUGGAGGACUGAGGUGGUGAAAAACAACCUGAACCCCAGCUGGGAGCCAUUCCGCCUGUCCCUGCACUCUCUAUGCAGCUGUGAUGUCCACCGGCCUCUCAAGUUUCUGGUGUAUGACUAUGACUCCAGUGGGAAACAUGACUUCAUCGGCGAGUUCACCAGCACCUUCCAGGAGAUGCAGGAAGGGACAGCAAAACCUGGGCAGGAGAUGCAGUGGGACUGUAUCAACCCCAAGUACCGGGACAAGAAGAAGCACUACAAGAGCUCAGGGACCGUAGUGCUGGCCCAGUGCACGGUGGAAAAGGUGCACACCUUCCUGGAUUACAUCAUGGGUGGCUGCCAGAUCAGCUUCACGGUGGCCAUCGACUUCACCGCCUCCAAUGGGGACCCAAGGAGCAGCCAGUCCCUACACUGCCUCAGCCCCCGACAGCCGAACCAUUACCUGCAGGCCCUUCGAGCAGUGGGAGGCAUCUGCCAGGACUAUGACAGUGAUAAGCGGUUUCCAGCUUUUGGCUUUGGGGCUCGGAUCCCCCCCAACUUCGAGGUGUCACAUGACUUUGCUAUCAAUUUUGACCCGGAAAACCCAGAAUGUGAGGAGAUCUCGGGGGUCAUUACCUCCUACCGCCGUUGCUUGCCCCAGAUUCAACUCUAUGGCCCCACCAACGUGGCCCCCAUCAUCAACCGUGUGGCUGGGCCGGCACAGCGGGAGCAAAGCACUGGCCAAGCCACGAAGUACUCGGUGCUGCUGGUGCUCACCGAUGGCGUGGUGAGUGACAUGGCCGAGACCCGCACCGCAAUCGUGCGUGCCUCCCGCCUACCCAUGUCCAUCAUCAUCGUGGGUGUGGGCAAUGCUGACUUCUCUGACAUGAGGCUGCUGGACGGUGACGACGGUCCAUUGCGCUGCCCCCAAGGUGUGCCUGCGGCCCGCGACAUCGUCCAAUUCGUGCCCUUCCGGGACUUUAAGGAUGCUGCCCCAUCUGCGCUAGCUAAGUGUGUCCUGGCUGAGGUGCCCAGGCAGGUGGUGGAGUACUAUGCCAGCCAGGGCAUCAGCCCUGGGGCUCCCAGGCCCUGCACGCCAGCCACAACUCCAAGCCCUAGCCCAUGACUGCCUUGCACUGGACCAAGGACACUCCCUCAGCCUCUCAGUGCCUGUCAUCCUGACCUUUGUGACUCAAGUGACCAGUGCCUCUGCCUCUUGGUCCAGCUGUGCCCCCUGGGUGAUGGAAGUGAGAUGUGGGCCCUGCCCCCAUCUAUCCCAGCCCCAUACCCUUUAACUGUGUAGUCCCUCAGUGACUUCCAUCAGUGAUCUGACUUUCUGGUCAUUAAUAAAGGGAACCAUUCCUAGCACUUCAGCCUCUACCUAUCAUGUUUU
This is a messenger RNA of Fukomys damarensis (Damara mole-rat), 2122 nucleotides long. RefSeq names its product copine 6 (gene Cpne6). The transcript is spliced from 17 exons. Gene Ontology annotation, cellular component: plasma membrane. NCBI's taxonomy places the organism in Eukaryota, Metazoa, Chordata, Mammalia, Rodentia, Bathyergidae. Gene Ontology annotation, molecular function: calcium-dependent phospholipid binding. Bases 182 to 1855 code for a protein of 557 amino acids. Gene Ontology annotation, biological process: cellular response to calcium ion. The record is from RefSeq and is a predicted model, not a curated record.